This is a messenger RNA of Archocentrus centrarchus (flier cichlid), 1863 nucleotides long. RefSeq names its product G protein-coupled receptor 3 (gene gpr3). Gene Ontology annotation, biological process: G protein-coupled receptor signaling pathway. The record is from RefSeq and is a predicted model, not a curated record. Gene Ontology annotation, cellular component: membrane. The transcript is spliced from 2 exons. Bases 274 to 1269 code for a protein of 331 amino acids. Gene Ontology annotation, molecular function: G protein-coupled receptor activity. Lineage: Eukaryota; Metazoa; Chordata; Actinopteri; Cichliformes; Cichlidae.
AGUGAGCGAUCCGGGGAGAUUGAAGAAGAGGAGAUGCGAGCGCCAAGCGCCAAGUGAGAGUUUGGCGCAACUUUGAUGAAGAUCACGGAGCUGUGUCGUACACAAGGACCAUCCGUAUUUAAACCUGCUGCCGAGCCUCACAGAGGACAGCAUCACCUCAUCUCCACCACUUGUCCUAGAUGUUAUAGGAGAGGGGGGGGGAAAUCAGUUUUAACUCUCGCAGAGAAGUGAUUCGUUUAAAUAAGGUUGUGUUUGUGUGACUGCCGACCAACCAUGAUCCUGAACACCACAGACUUGGGCUGGGAUACUGAAUCCUCAGGUGCAGACCCCUUCUUCCCGCCAGACCAGCUGGGAAGGUCAUCUACCUAUGAAGUCCCACCUCUCACAGUGUGGGGUGUGGCCCUUUGUGUUUCAGGGACUCUCAUUGCCACUGAGAAUGCCAUUGUAGUCACCACCAUCCUGGCCACCCCGUCUCUUCGCGCUCCUGUCUUCUUGCUGCUUGCCAGCCUUGGAAUGGCUGAUCUCCUGGCUGGUGUGGCACUGAUUCUGCACUUCCUCUUCAUGUUCUGUGUGGAGCCCAGUGACUGGUCAGAACUGCUCACCUCAGGAUUGCUAGUGACAUCGCUUACUGCCUCUCUCUGUAGCCUAAUGGGUGUUGCCUUGGACAGGUAUCUGUCUCUUAGCCAUGCCCUCACCUAUGGCUCAGGCCAAUCACGCCGCAGAGCUGCUGUCCUCCUGUUGCUGGUCUGGUUGGGUGCGUGUGUUAUUGGGAUGGGGCCAGCAAUGGGAUGGCACUGUCUUGAAGAGCCAAAGUCAUGUUCUGUAGCACGACCUCUGACCAGGACAUACCUAUCACUGCUGUGUGGGGGCUUCCUAGUGGUUGUAAUGGUAACCCUACAAUUGUAUGCUGGGAUCUGUCGUGUGGCAAGGCGGCAUGCCCAUGCCAUCGCUACCCAAAGGCAUUUCCUCCCUUCCAGCCAGUCAUAUGCAAGCAAGCACAGCAGUGGAAGAGGCUUCUCUCGGUUGAUCCUGAUCCUCAGUGUGUUCGUGGGCUGCUGGAUGCCCUUCUCUCUCUGGGGGCUUCUGGGAGAUGCAUCCAGCCCUCCUUUAUACACCUAUGCCACCUUGGUGCCAGCAGCAGGCAGCUCCCUGCUGAACCCCAUUCUCUACAGUCUGAGACACAAGGACAUUCGCAAGGUGCUUCUCCACGCCUGCUGCCCACACAGAUACUCACACAGCACACACAUACAUUACCCUGUUGAUGUGUAAACUGCCAAACCUCAGCAGACUCAAACAACAAAAUCUAUGCCAGACAUAUCACUGUUUGUGUGCCAAAAUACAUUCAUUGCUGCACUGACUGUCACUCGGAUCCAGAACGAGGAGUCUCUGACACAUACGUACUCCCACACACACAGGCAGCACUUUUCAGAGAUAAAGUCCUUCUACAAAUCAGAAUGUACUGAACUGUCCUGGCUGGCAGCCAUCUUGGGACAAAAGAUACUGUUUGUACUGUGAGUCUCAUCCUCAGUCAGUUGUAGCUCCACUGGAUUCCCAGAAUAAAACAAUCACAGAGAUACUAUAAUGUGUAUUUAUUUAUUUAUAUAUAUAUAUAUAUAUAUAUAAAUAAAGUGGACUUAAUGAGUAUUGGCACUUUAAAAGAAAGAGGGUGGGAUGGAUUAUAAGUAGAAGCCUGUCACGGUGUAAUGACAUGUGAUCCAAAGCCUGAUUUUAUUUACUUGAAUGUCUGCAAAGCAAAAUGUUCAAUAUCUUUGAGAUUAUAUUUUGCACAUGUUGUUAAAUGCACUUUGAAACAUACUGACCAUAUGUUCAGAUUGCACAACCAUUUUUUGAAAUGAAUUAAUA